GCCUUUACUGUUGUUUCAAGGCUAAUUUCUCAGUGUAAAUACGAUGUAUUGGAAGAACUGGUAUCAAAAGAGAUGAUUCAAGUGUUAAGAGAGAAGCUUUCUUUAUUGUCAGAAAACCACAGAAAAGCCCUGGCUGCGGAGAUGGAUGAAAUUAUGUUCACAGCAACGGGAGAUGUGGGCAUUUAUUAUGAUGACAGUGGCAGGAAGUUUGUUAGUAUCCUGAUGUCGUUCUGGUAUCUGAGCAGUGCUGACAUCCCUGAUAAGACUCCAGAAGGAGCCAAAGUAUUCCAGAUUGUGCUUAGAGGUGAAAGCACGCCAAAAAGAAGACAUCUUUUAUUAGCAAACUACGAGUUUCGAAGAGAAUUCACACAGGGUGUGAAGCCAGACUGGAUGAUUACAUGGAUUGAACACCCAAACCUAUUGGAAUAAGUUCCUAGUACAAAGACUUUCAUAUGCUAGUAAUAUUUUGGCAUAUCAAGAAACAUCUCAGGAUUUGUAUGCCACGAUACAUAGUGGACUAAUUUUGUGGGGUUUGCCGGAAUACCAUCUUGCUCUGAACAAUAUAAAUAAUGUCUUUCCCAUCAGAGUUGAAAGCACAGUUUGGACCAAUGUGUAAUGGGGAACAUGUUAGGUUGCUACGAUAAACAUCUUGAUGUGCUCUGGAAGAAGAUAGUUCGUAGUUCAUAAUUGAACAUUGCAUCUUUUUUCUUCAACCAUCUUCAGAAAGUGAAAUGGGUGGUCUCAAAAAAAUAAAAAAGAGAAAGAAGCGACCUUCCAAAUAUCAGAUUUUACCUGACUCCAUUGGUACUUAACAGCCAAGGUCUUGAUUUUUAGGAUCAAGUACACUAGAAUGCAUAAUUUACUUUUCAAUGGACAUAUUAUCUGGAUCCUUCAACAAUGAGAGUAAAGAUGUUUCAACAGACUUCAUAUUUAUACCAGAAUUAAGUUUUGUACUGUUUUUUUUUUACUUUGGUACUUUUUCUGUAUAUUUGGUGAUGAAAGUAAAAACUAUAAUAGCCAUGUGCAA
Thamnophis sirtalis is the source of this 1027-nucleotide messenger RNA. NCBI's taxonomy places the organism in Eukaryota, Metazoa, Chordata, Lepidosauria, Squamata, Natricidae. The record is from RefSeq and is a predicted model, not a curated record.